Messenger RNA from Poeciliopsis prolifica (blackstripe livebearer), 1740 nucleotides. Its product is annotated as gastrula zinc finger protein XlCGF57.1-like. The record is from RefSeq and is a predicted model, not a curated record. Bases 272 to 1660 code for a protein of 462 amino acids. Gene Ontology annotation, cellular component: nucleus. Lineage: Eukaryota; Metazoa; Chordata; Actinopteri; Cyprinodontiformes; Poeciliidae. The transcript has 2 exons. Gene Ontology annotation, molecular function: DNA-binding transcription factor activity, RNA polymerase II-specific; RNA polymerase II cis-regulatory region sequence-specific DNA binding. Gene Ontology annotation, biological process: regulation of transcription by RNA polymerase II.
AAAUGUCUUCAGUUCAGCCUCAGAGAGUUUAUCAAGCAGCAGGAAACUCCUGCUGAAGAAACAUUCACAGAGUGGAAAGAAAUCAACGUUAAGAUGGAGGAAGAGAUGGACGAUCAGCGCAGAUGAUGGAUUUUACCCGGAUACCCAAGAUCAUCUUGCACCGGAUAGAUCUCCCACAACAGUGGACAUGUAAAGAGGAGGGGGUUCUCAAGGGCCCAGCAACCAGGAGGAAAACUCCACUUUAAAUCAAGAGGAACCAGAACCUGUGCAGAUGAAAUGGGAACAAAAGGAACCAGAACCUCUGCAGAUGAAACAAGAACAAGAGGAACCAGAACCUCUGCAGAUGAAACUGGAACAAGAGGAACCAGAACCUUUGCAGAUGAAAUGGGAACAAGAGGAACCAGAACCUCUGCAGAUAAAACAGGAGCAAGAGGAACCAGAACCUCUGCAGAUAAAGCAGGAACAAGAGGAACCAGAACCUCUGCAGCUCAAAGAUGAAGAGAAGCUUGUGCUGAAGCAGGAAAAUGAGACUUCAAAACAGAAAAUGCACAAGAAAGCUCAGCCAAACCAAGAACUAUAUUCUUGUGAAAUUUGUGACAAAACCUUUUCUGAAAACAGUUCCUUCAUGACACACAUGACAACUCACACGGCUAAGAAACCUUUCAUAUGUUUGACUUGUGGAAAAAGAUACCGUUACAAGAGUCGUUUAAUUGAUCACAUGAGAAUUCAUACAGGUGAAAAACCGUUCACAUGUGCUGCUUGUGGAAAAAGUUUCCAUCUAAAUGGUACUUUAAGCAGACACAUGAGAAUUCACUCUGGUGAGAAACCUUACACAUGCACAGCCUGUGGAAAACAUUUUGCAUGUAAAUCUCAAUUACUUGAUCACAUGACUAUUCAUACAGGUGAGAAGCCUUUCUCAUGUGGAACCUGUGGAAAAAGUUUCCGGAGGAAACCUGAUUUGGUUAGUCACGUAAGAGUUCACACAGGUGAGAAGCCAUUCUCAUGUGAGACCUGUGGAAAAUGUUUCUCUCAUAAAAACAGUUUAAGUGUUCACAUGAGAGUUCACACGGGUGAGAAGACUUUGUCUUGUGGCACCUGUGGAAGAAAUUGCUUGAAUAAAUCUGACUUAGUUAAUCACAUGAGAACUCACACAGGCGAGAAGCCUUUCUCAUGCGGGACCUGUGGAAAAAGUUUUGCUGGAAGACAUCGUUUAACUUCUCACAUGAAGUCUCAUACAGGCAAAACUUCUUUCUCAUGUGGGACAUGUGGAAGAAGUUUCACUCGUAAAUUGAUUUUAACUGCUCACAUGAGAACUCAUAUGGGUGAGAAGCCUUUCUCCUGUGGGACAUGUGGAAGAUGUUUCUCUCGUAACAUACAUUUAACUGCUCACAUGAGAACUCACACAGGUGAGAAGCCUUUUCCAUGUGGGAUUUGUGGAAAAUCCUUUACAUGUAGAUCUGGUUUACGUCAGCACAUGACGACUCACACAAGUGAGAAGCUUUUCUCAUGUGGGAUCUGUGAAAAACGUUUUGCUCAAAAAUAUUAUUUAGAUUCUCACAUGAGAACGCACACAUGUGCAAAGUCAUUCUCAUGUGGGACCUGUAGAAGAAGUUUCUCUCAAAAAAAAUUUAACUGCUCACAUGAAAAUUCACACAGGUAAGAAGUAGGAGUGCACUAAUUUAUCAAUGUCACUUAAUUUUUGGAGAUCUGUGAUCAGCCAAUAAUUACCUGUGAAUUUGA